AUGAUGAGCAAUGCUGAAGCUUCUGCAGAAAGUAAAAGCGAAUUUUAUACGACUAUGUAUGCACAAGUAGAAGAGAUAAAAUCAAACAUAAGAAAAGUUGAGGAAAAACUUAUCGAAAUUAGUGAUGAUCUUUUUUGCAUGUUUCUUAGAAACAUGGAACGGUCAAGUCCGGAGCUUUUGGAGACAGCCAUUGAUGCUGCUUCGCAGUUUGAAAUUGUGAGGAAAAUAUGUAAUGAACAUCACAAAGUUAUCUGUGAAAAUAAAUGGUAA
This is a messenger RNA of Schistosoma haematobium, 270 nucleotides long. RefSeq lists its product as uncharacterized. NCBI's taxonomy places the organism in Eukaryota, Metazoa, Platyhelminthes, Trematoda, Strigeidida, Schistosomatidae. Bases 1 to 270 code for a protein of 89 amino acids. The transcript is spliced from 3 exons. The record is from RefSeq and is a predicted model, not a curated record.